Molecule: messenger RNA, 871 nt
Organism: Hydra vulgaris (swiftwater hydra)
Lineage: Eukaryota; Metazoa; Cnidaria; Hydrozoa; Anthoathecata; Hydridae
Product: cytosolic Fe-S cluster assembly factor NUBP2 homolog
Biological process (GO): iron-sulfur cluster assembly
Cellular component (GO): cytosol
Molecular function (GO): 4 iron, 4 sulfur cluster binding; ATP-dependent FeS chaperone activity; ATP binding
Source: RefSeq, a predicted model, not a curated record
UAUUAAGCAAAAUUUUAGAAUUUUUUUCAGAGAAUAAUGGAUUCUAUUAAACAUAUAUAUUUGGUGUUAUCUGGUAAAGGAGGAGUUGGUAAAAGUACUGUAGCAACACAAAUUGCACUUGGACUUGUAAAUGAGGGAAAGAAAGUAGGCAUUCUUGAUGUUGAUUUAUGCGGACCUAGUGUUCCUCAUAUGUUAAACUUAAAAGGAAAAGAUGUUCAUCAAUGUUCUGAAGGAUGGGUUCCUGUUUACACUGACGAAUUACAACAAUUAGCUGUUAUGUCUAUUGCAUUUCUAUUGAAGAAUGAAAAUGACGCAGUUGUCUGGAGGGGUCCAAAAAAAAAUGCAAUGAUCAAACAGUUUGUAUCUGAUGUUUAUUGGAAAGACGUUGAGUAUCUAAUAAUAGACACACCACCAGGUACUUCAGAUGAGCAUAUCACUACUGUUGAAUGUCUGCAGUCACUGCAUCCAGAUGGUGCUAUUCUUGUUACCACACCACAAAAUGUGGCAACUGCUGAUGUUCGUAGAGAGAUAACAUUUUGUCGAAAAACUGGAAUAAAAAUUAUUGGCAUUGUUGAAAAUAUGAGUGGCUUUGUGUGUCCAACAUGUUCGGAAUGCUCUAAUCUCUUUUCAAGUGGUGGUGGAGAAGCGCUGGCUGAAUAUGCUGAUAUUCCUUUCCUUGGUAAUAUUCCUAUUGACCCAUCACUUAGCGCAGCCUUAGAAAAGGGAGAAAAUUUCAUGAAUUCAAAAGACUCUCCUACAUUCGAUGCCAUCAUGCGUAUUAUCAAAAAACUGAUUUGAGGUUUACAUUGAUCUAAAGAUUUUUAUUCUGUAUUUUUUAUCGAAUAAAUCGAUGGAUAUUUUUUUACAUUUA